Loxodonta africana (African savanna elephant) is the source of this 7882-nucleotide messenger RNA. RefSeq names its product sarcalumenin (gene SRL). Bases 3 to 1358 code for a protein of 451 amino acids. The record is from RefSeq and is a predicted model, not a curated record. The transcript is spliced from 5 exons. NCBI's taxonomy places the organism in Eukaryota, Metazoa, Chordata, Mammalia, Proboscidea, Elephantidae. Gene Ontology annotation, molecular function: GTP binding.
AGAUGGAGGAUGUGAGUGAAGAAGUCCCAAUGCGGGACCGCUCCCACAUUGAGAAAACCCUGAUGCUGAAUGAGGACAAGCCAACUGAUGACUACUCGGUGGUGCUGCAGCGGCUUCGAAAGAUCUACCAUUCGUCCAUCAAGCCCCUGGAGCAGUCUUACAAGUACAAUGAGCUUCGGCAGCAUGAGAUCACAGAUGGGGAAAUCACUUCCAAGCCCAUGGUGCUCUUCCUUGGACCGUGGAGUGUCGGUAAAUCAACCAUGAUAAACUACCUCCUUGCAUUGGAAAACACUCGCUACCAGCUCUAUACAGGUGCUGAGCCCACUACCUCCGAGUUCACGGUCCUCAUGCAUGGGCCCAAGCUGAAAACCAUUGAGGGCAUUGUCAUGGCUGCUGACAGCGCCCGGUCCUUCUCACCCCUUGAGAAGUUUGGUCAGAAUUUUCUGGAGAAGCUGAUAGGCAUCGAGGUCCCUCACAAACUUCUGGAGCGGGUCACUUUUGUGGAUACACCAGGCAUCAUUGAGAACCGCAAGCAGCAAGAAAGAGGUUACCCCUUCAAUGAUGUGUGCCAGUGGUUCAUCGACAGAGCCGACCUUAUCUUUGUCGUCUUUGACCCAACCAAGCUGGACGUGGGUCUGGAGCUGGAGAUGCUCUUCCGCCAGCUGAAGGGACGUGAAUCCCAGAUAAGGAUCAUCCUGAACAAGGCUGACAACCUGGCCACUCAAAUGCUUAUGCGGGUUUAUGGUGCUCUCUUUUGGAGCUUGGCCCCUCUCAUCAAUGUCACAGAGCCCCCAAGGGUUUAUGUUAGCUCGUUCUGGCCACAAGACUAUAAGCCCGACACCCACUGGGAACUGUUUCUACAGGAAGAGAUCUCCCUUCUGGAAGACCUGAACCAGGUGAUUGAGAACAGGUUGGAGAAUAAGAUUGCCUUCAUCCGCCAGCAUGCUAUUCGAGUCCGCAUCCAUGCCCUCUUGGUUGACCGCUAUCUGCAGACUUACAAGGACAAAAUGACCUUCUUCAGUGAUGGAGAACUGGUCUUUAAGGACAUUGUAGAAGAUCCUGAUAAAUUCUACAUCUUCAAGACCAUCCUGGCAAAGACCAAUGUCAGCAAAUUUGACCUUCCCAACCGUGAGGCCUACAAGGACUUCUUUGGCAUCAACCCCAUUUCUAGUUUCAAACUACUCUCCCAGCAGUGCUCCUACAUGGGAGGUUGCUUUCUGGAGAAGAUUGAGCGGGCCAUUACCCAUGAGCUUCCCAGCCUCCUGGGUAGCCUUGGGCUAGGGAAGAAUCCAGGUGCUUUCAACUGUGACAAGACAGGGUGUGGGGAAACCCCAAAGAAUCGCUAUAGGAAACACUAGAUUGUUGUGUAGCCAUUCUCAAGUUCCUAUUGGUGAACGAGCUUGUGUCCUGUCUGAGAAAUCCUGGUUUAUUAACCCUUUGAGCCACACUGGUGAGAAUUAGGCAUUGGAGAUUUGGGAGUUAAUUGAGUCCAUGGGUCAGGGGAGGAGAGUGGAAACUGUGAAUUAUGGUGUGCUCGUUUUGUUGCUUCAGCUAGGAGGCCUGACUGAGACAAGUCAGGCUACAGCUGCUUUUCCAGGCCUUCUCUUGGAGGGACAGAAUGCAGUGACAUUCUACUAUGUACUGAAUUAAUAAGGGUGAAAUAAGCUAAAAGCGGCUGAAAUUCCUUUUUCUUUACGAGCUAGGAGAGUGAAGACCUGAGUUACAGAGAGUCCUCAGGUCCAUUUUGGUUUCCUUCCACAUGCAGUCUCCUGUUUGCUCCCCAGACCUCUGCUGCCUCCAAAGUUUGGGCUGACUUUCAACAGGGGGCAGUCUCUUAGGUCUAACUCUACCUAGGUUUUCAGCCUAUCUCCAGGAUCUCUUCCCUGUUUCCUGAAGGGGUAAGGCAGUGCCUUAGGCUUCCAGACCCCUAUAAGCAGGAGAGUUCCCAGGUUAGGAUAAGAGCUGCCUCCUUCACAGCCAGUUCUCUGAUGGAGACUUCUUAGCCAGCUGGGAGCUGGACCUGUUAGCAGCUCCAAGAGGAAUGUGAGUGUUCAGUGUAUUCAGGUAACUUACUUCCUGGAAGUGACUUAAGUGAGAGUAUUAGAAGGGCUCAGAGGGUUACUUGGUUUGCAGUGUCUUUGUCUGUUGCAUGUCUUGGAAAAUUCAGAUCCCAAAGGCGUUGGGUUUCAGAGAGGAAAACAGAGGUCUUGCUCCUUUUCAUUAGGGACUUCUCUGGGCAGCCAGCCUCUCCUAAAUUUCAGAGAUUGUUUCCACACUUUCUUUUGUGGGAACACUUGGCGAAAGAAUCCUUCCUUCCCAGUUUUCACCACCAUGUCCUUUUUUCCUUUUCUUCUCCAUUCCCUGAUGCACCAAACACGGAGAAUUUAGUUUUUAUGAGUCGGAACCAGGUCCAGCUACUCUGUGCCAUUGUUAAUGAGGCUUAACAUUCAGUUUCCCACCUGAACUAGAUGCUGAUGUCCACAUCCUGUGCCCUGGGAAAGCAAGGCCUUCAAAAAUCAGUGAGUGUGAAUAUGUGUGAAUGUUGUCGGAGAGGGAUUUGGGAGAUACCACAGAUGAGAGGGCACAUAGAAGGAACUUCUUGUGGGAGACUUCUGCCUGGCUGAUAUGCACUGCCACUGUGGAGGGCAGGUUGGGGAGAGCCUGGACAGAAUCAGCAGCCUUUUGAGGAAAUGUGGAUGGGUGAGUGGUUUGUAAAAGCCCAGGGCACUUGGCUAAAGCUGCCUGGAGGGGCUCCUCUCAGCAUAGGGAGUCAGCUGUCCUGGGGACUCAACCACGGGCCUAGGUCAGGAAGUUCUGGACCAGAGGGAGAGUGAAAAUGAAGCCAAGGCAAUCUGAGAAGCAGGCAGUGUGAGCCAACUGUCUAUCAGAUUAGGGCCAUGCAGAGGCUGCAGUUUGGGAGCUCCUUUUUCCCAGAACUGUUAGUGCUCUGGUGCAUGCUGCCCAGCGGCUGCUGCUUUUGGCUUUGCAGAGGGCCUGCAACCUUCAAGAAAACCAGAGGCUCCAAAGCUUCUGGCAUACUGUUUUUAAAGGGUCAACCAGAAAAGAAAAGGGAUUGAUGUAAGGGACAGGUACGGAGCCUGGUGACCAGGGGCUGAUGAACUGGAAUCUUGGACUUUUGAACUUGGACUGAUGAACUUGAACUUGGACUUUUCUUCUAAAAAACCACCUAAAACCCUUGCCUUCUCUCUCCUUCAUUCACCUUUGUGGGGGUCUGCCCUCCCACCUCUCUUCUUAAUGUUCCUUAGUACAUAUCUGUGUUUGUCAGUGCAGUAAGGGAAGUAAAAAAUGGCAGCAGUGUAUGGGCAUUGUCACAGCUGUUGAUGUCACCCUUGCUUUGGGGAAAGUGGGUGGAAUGAGGCUAAUGAAUUCAUACAAUGUUUAUAUUUUUGGGGGGCUACAUUAUCAGUGUGCUCUUUUGUUUCUUUUCCCCUUUACACUUUUCUUCCUCCAUCUAUUUUUCUUUUCAUAUUCCUUUUCUCUUUGAAUUCUUUUUCUCUUCUCCUCACUCCUUGACUCACCUCUUCACUAACUGCCCACAGGCCUGUCAUUCAGUCAGCACAUGUACUAAGUGCCUGGUUUUGCCCAGCUCUGUGAAGGUGGAUUUCCAGCAGAAUUCUGCCUCUUUGGGAGUGGUGGGGUCUGGGGGAAAUCUAGGAUCCAGAGAUCCCCCCAAGAGGAGUAUUUGUAUUUGUGCCUGAACAGUUGCUGUUUCUCUCCAAACUGAACCUUCUAGUGUUCUUUUAAUUCUGAUUUCAUCAGGGAGAAAGUCUCAAUAAAGUUCCAAUCUCUCUUUAACACCUUGUACUUUCUGGCUGUCUCCAACCAAUUUAAUCUCUAUCUUCUUUUCAUCUAGUAGAAUGUGCUGAUUUUUUAAGCUUUUUAGGGAUAGACUGAAAAUUUAUAAAUUGUCCACUCUUUGUUUUGGAUGCUUCCGCACCUUCUUCAGCACCGUCCCUUCUGCAUGUAGCCUCCCAGGUGCUCAAAGAUGACUACUUCCCUCAGUUGGCUGUGAAAUCGAGGCCUAAUGUUGUAUGAUCUGAAACUUUAAGAAAUACUCUCUCCCCAGUGCCUGAAUUUGUCAUUGUCCCUGGCUCUUUUAAUAGGGGUUACUUGAAAUUUCUAUUCCCAGUUCAGGUACAGUUAGACCAUUUGGCUAAUGCUAUCAACCAUAUAGCUACCUACAUGAUACCCAAAGAUUCUGGUGGAGGAGGCCAGAAAGGUCUGCCCUGAGUUGUGAGGAUGGCCUCUCCCCUUGGCUUCUCCAGAAAGUGAUUACCUCAGGCACACGGUGUGGGUUUGGGCCUCCUAGCUGUACUUGUCUUUAAAGAAACUUGAACAUACCCCUUGACUGUGUGGGUUUGUGCCCCUUCCACUACACUUUGCUGUCUCCAUGUCCCCUCCAGAGCAGAACUCCUUUCAUGUUCAAGCUUUAGCUCUGGGAUCCUCCUGAGGAGUUUCACACCCUUUCCUGAGAGCACAUUUUGAAAGGGAAGGAACUGGGUGCCAGGGAGGAGAAGGGAGGUUAGAAAGAACCAAAAAGAGGAAUCUGAGACCUAAGAACUCACUCUACCAUGACGGAGCCAUGUCAAAAAGAUGCCACAUCCUCUGUUCCUAACUCAGGAGGGGCCGAGCUUAGGAUGUGUAGGGCAACGCAGUUUGCUUCUUCCCUCUCCCUUGCUCUCCUUCUGAUUAGGAGGGUCUACGGGCCAGUCUUUGAGCAGCCCAAGGCCCCUCCCUUCUCACCCAUUCCCAUACCAGGUCACCUCACCUACCCAUAUCUGCAAAUGCUGUCUCUCCAGGAUUGGGAGAAAUACAGAGCUUUUCUCUGGGUGAGACCACCAGCAGAGAAGGCAUGUUUUGAAGAUAUAAGUAUUUAAUAUGUCAGAACCUGCCUCAAAAUUGUGCUGUUUCACGAGCCUUGUGCCCUACCACCUUUGUAUUAAGUCUGCCAUUAAGAUAACAGGGAAAUAGAAACACAAAAUGGAGAAAGCAAAUGCAAAGACUACUCUAAAUAUAGCCAGACAACAUGAGGGGAAUGAGUAGUGUCCUUAAGGGUAUGUGUAUUUACUGUCAAGGAAGAUGUGUAAGGAACACAUGGAAAUGUGUGUGUGAAAUCUGAGUGAAACAGAGGUAUGUGUGUGUGAAAUGUGUGUGUAAGGAGCAUGCGAAAUGUGUGUAAGGUGUGUAUGUGAAACUUAUGUGUAAGGAGCAUGCAGAAAUGUGCGUGUAAACUGUGUGAAAUGUGUGAGUGUAUAAGGAGCAUGGAGAAAUGCACAUGUAAAGUCUGUGCGUGUGAAACGUUUGUGAGCUGUUGGCCACAUACGCCCAGGUACCUAGCACAGUGCCUAGCACCUAUGUGCCACUGAAUGAAUAAGUGGGUUGGAGGGGGAGAACAGGUGUGUGUGCAUUGUCUGUCAUGUGUAGGGAUCCAGGGGUCAGUAGGUAUAUCAGGUAGGUGUGGUUGUGAGGUAGUAAUUGUGUUAAUUGUGUGAAUGUGAGUAUGGAUUACAGAUCACGGAGCCAGUGUGUAGGCAGGUGUGUGUGGGGGGUGGUGAAGUGGGUUGUCCCAUGCAGAUUGAAGACCCAGGGAGAUCCAGUCAGGGAAGGACAUUGUAUCAGUCUCUAGGAGUUGGAUCCUUCCCAGGUGAACUGAGGAGAAAGUCUUAGAGAACUCAUAACUACUGUAUACCACUGAGUUUCUAACUAGUCCUCAACUGAUGAACAUUUAAACCAUUUCCAGUCUUUUGCUAUUAAAAAUACCACCCCAAACUGAUAGAGUUACCUAUUGUUUGCUUCCCUUCAUGGAAGAAAAAGGGGAUACAGGAAAACACGUUUCUGCUCAUUUGUGCAAAGGAAACAGAGAGGAUAAGCCAGAUGGUAAUGAGACUACCUACACGGGGUGUGGGACCAGGGUGGAAAAUGGGGACGGGGCAGGGAUGAGGGGAGUGUGACCUCCCAAGUACCCCUUUUUUGCACAGGUCUGACUGUUGGAGCCAUAGUAGUGUUUCACAUACCGCCCAAAAUAAAUAAUUGACUCCCGUAGAGUGUGCAGGAGCACAAAAUGAAGCACAAACAGUAACAAACGUGCACACUGUAUUCGGAAGAACACAGCCACCCCGAGGGGAUGGGGAAGAAGAGCACUAACCUAAGAAAACUUGGGGAAACAGCACUCUGACUGCACUGCAUUGUCAGUAUUAUAAAGCUCUCCUCAAGAACUUCACACAGUUACUGUACUCUAGUUAGUAAGUUUGUUUUUCAAAGGGGAUGGGUUAGCAAUUCUGAGAUGACUUUAUGUAUAUACUUGGACCCAGCAAAUACGUGUAUUGUUGAUAACAAGAGUCAGGUUUCUCACUGUUGAACAAAGAGUUACAAAUAAGAAAAGGGGAGACUGGAAUUACAGGUAUCCGUAUGAACUCAGGAUUAGAAAUUCAAGCUGGAUUCAGAAGAGGAUAUGGAACCAGGGUAUCACUGCUGAUGUCAGAUGCAUUCUGGCUGAAAGCAGAGAAUACCAGAAAGAUGUUUAUCUGUGUUUUAUUGACUAUGCAAAGGCAUUUGACCGUGUGGAUCGUAACAAAUUAAGGAUAACAUUGUGAAAAAUGGGAAUUCCAGAACACUUAAUUGGGCUCAUGUGGAAACUGUACAUAGAUCAAGAGGCAGUUGUUCCAGUGGAACAAAGGGAUACUGCAUGGUUUAAAGUCAGGAAAGGUGUGUGUCAGGGUUGUACCCUUUCACCGCACUGGGACUGGGUUAAUCAAUCUGUAUGCUGAGCAGAUGAUCCAAGAAGCUGGGCUAUAUGAAGAAGAGCGUGGCAUAAGAGAUGGAGGAAGACCCAUUAACAACCUGGUUAUGCAGAAGACAUAACCUUGCUUGCUGAAAGUGAGAACUUACUAAUGAAGAUCAAAGACCACAGCCUUCAGUAUGGAUUACACCACAACAUAAAGAAAAUAAAAAUACAGCUGGACCAAUACUCAACAUCAAGAUAAACAGGGAAAAGAUUGAAGUUGUCAAGGAUUUCAUUUUACUUGCAUCCACAAUCAACACCCAUGGAAAGAGCAGUCAAGAAAUCAAGGGACGCAUUGCACUGGAGAAAUCUGCUGAAGAAGACUUCUUUAAAGUGUUGAAAAGCAAAGAUGUCACCUUGAAGACUAAGGUGCACCUAACCCAUGCCAUGGUGUUUGCAAUUGCCUCAUAUCCAUGUGAAAGGUGGAUGACGAAUAAGGAAGACAGAAGAAAAACUAAUGCAUUUGAAUUGUGGUGCAGGCAAAGAAUACUGAAUAUACCAUGGACUGCCAAAAGAACGAACAAACCUGUCUUGGAAGAAGUACAACCAGAAUGCUCCUUAGAAGCAAGGAUGGAGAGACUAUGUCUCACAUAAUUUGGACAUGUUAUCAGGAAGGAUCAGUCCCUGGAGAAGGACAUCAUGAUUGGUAAAGUAGAGGGUCAGUGAAAAAGAGGAAGACCCUCAAUGAGAUGGAUUGACACAGUGGGUGCAACAAUAGGCUUAAGCAUAACAAUGAUUGUGAGGAUGGCGCAGGCGCGGGCAGUGUUUUGUUCUGUUGUACAUAAGGUCACUAUGAGUCGGAACCGACUUGAUGGCACCUAACAGCAACAACAGAUAGAUAAAUGACAACAAUAAAAAGUCAAACCCGUUGGCAAAAAGUUGAUUCCAACUCACAGCGACCCUAUAGGACAGAGAAGAACUGCCCCAUAGGGUUUCCAAGGCUGUAAUCUUUAUAGAAUCAGACUGCCACAUUUUUCUUCCACGGAUUGACUAUUGGGUUCGAUUUGCCGACCUUUCGGUUAUCAGCCAACUGCUUUAACCACUGUACCACCAGGGCUCCCUUAGAUAGAUGUAUAUAGA